AUUGACAUUUCAACUCCGCGGCGGAUCCGAAUGUAAUCUGGACCCAUAACUUUAUCUUGAUUUGUUCCAGUGACAAUUUGGAGGGUGAAGGAGCGAGUGCUGGUAUCAGCAGGAUAUCGGUCAGAGGUCUGCGCCCUCUACAACCUACAUCAGGGAUAUCCCUUCCGUCUCCGCUGAAGAUCACUGGAAAACUAUUGUUUCCUCUUACUGAAAAACCACCACAAUAAGACCGCCCUGAAUUUGUUCUCUUUCUGUGGCACGGAGAACUAUUUGACAAGGACUUUUGACAGCGGCGCAGGAUGCCUCAAAAAGGGAGACAUUAAGAUUGGCUAAAUUGUUUUAAGCCGAGAGUCAACUCUUUUUCCAGAAUACCACAGCCAAGCCACGUGGGAGUCUGGCGUAGCCUCGAUGAUGCAGAACAAGGUCUAUGACAUCUGUGAUGAAGGUCACAGCGGUGUGAACCAGCUGGGCGGUGUGUUUGUUAACGGUAGACCGCUACCGGACACCACCAGGCAGAAAAUCGUCGAACUUGCUCAUAGUGGCGCGCGGCCGUGCGACAUCUCCAGGAUUCUGCAGACCCAUGAUGACUCAAAAGUCCAAGUGCUGGAAAAUGAAAACGUGUCCAACGGGUGCGUGAGUAAGAUCCUUGGCAGAUACUAUGAGACUGGCUCCAUAAGACCGAGAGCGAUCGGAGGCAGCAAGCCGAGGGUAGCCACUCCAGAGGUGGUGGGGAAGAUAGCGCAGUACAAGAGGGAGUGCCCGUCUAUUUUCGCCUGGGAGAUCCGCGACAGACUGUUGUCGGAGGGGGUCUGCACCAACGACAAUAUACCCAGUGUAAGUGCAGUGAGUGUGUCAUCGAUAAACAGAGUUCUCCGCAACCUGGCUAGCGAGAAGCAACAGAUGGGCGCAGAUGGCAUGUAUGACAAGCUGAGAAUGCUCAACGGUCAGACAGGAACUUGGGGGACACGGCCCGGCUGGUACCCCGGAACUUCAGUGCCAGGGCAGCCCAACCAAGAUGGCUGCCAGCCACAGGACGGUGCAGGAGAGAACACCAACUCCAUCAGUUCGAAUGGGGAGGAUUCUGACGAGACGCAGAUGCGACUCCAACUAAAGAGGAAACUACAGAGAAACCGCACGUCGUUCACCCAAGAGCAGAUUGAAGCACUGGAAAAAGAAUUUGAAAGGACUCAUUAUCCUGACGUUUUCGCGAGGGAAAGACUGGCAGCGAAAAUAGAUCUGCCUGAAGCCAGAAUACAGGUGUGGUUCUCAAACAGAAGAGCGAAGUGGAGGCGGGAGGAGAAGCUCCGGAACCAGCGUCGUCAGGCCAGCAACUCCUCCAGUCACAUCCCCAUCAGCAGCAGCUUCAGCACCAGCGUCUACCAGCCCAUGCCUCAGCCCACCACACCGGUGUCCUUCACAUCUGGGUCUAUGUUGGGCAGACCUGACACGGCCCUCACCAACACGUACAGCGCACUGCCUCCCAUGCCCAGCUUCACCAUGGCCAACAACCUGCCUAUGCAACCCAGCCAGACCUAUUCCUGCAUGCUGCCUACCAGUCCGUCUGUGAAUGGGCGGAGCUACGACACAUAUACGCCCCCUCAUAUGCAGGCACAUAUGAACAGCCAAUCAAUGACCACUUCUGGUACCACCUCAACAGGACUCAUCUCUCCUGGAGUGUCUGUCCCUGUCCAAGUCCCAGGCGGCGAGCCUGACAUGUCUCAGUACUGGUCAAGACUACAAUAGAGAGAAGAGCUACUUCUCCCUGUAACUGUUCACCCACCACCCUCUGCUGGGAGCUCACACACACAUGGAGAGAAGUGGAGGAGAGAGAGACUCUGGGAGUGCCCUAGGACUACAGGGUGUGGUUGUUUCCACUGGGACCGUGUGUUGUUGUUCUGUAGUCUUGGCACAUAUGAGGACUGGGGAGAACAACGAUGGGAAGAGAGGGGGAAGAAGAAGACAAAACGUGGACCUCUGUAAAGUGCCCGGUGUUUAACAUUUUCAUGGAACAAAAACUUCAUUUUUUUUCUCACUUUUCAAGUAAUUGUUUCUUUUUUUCUGUCUGUCUCUUGUGUUUGUAUAUGACCGUGUGUAUGUUAUGAUGAAAAACCCAGAUCAAGUACUGAUAGAUGGACUGCUAGAAAACCAUGUUGGUCUUGUGUUUGUUUUUGAGGUAAAGGAGAACCCAAGAGAUUUCUGCCAUGACUAUUUUUUUAUCUGCUUACAUGGAGACUUUCUACCAGACUUUGCACGGUCUGUGGACUCAUACGAAACUGUUGCAUAUCACCGAGAGGAGAGCUGUGGGGAAUAGACUCAGUGUGUUUAUUAAACCUAUUUAUUGGUCAUACUCCUUCAAAAUGGCCGUCAGCAGAGGAGGACCUCCAGUCAAUCCACCCACCUCAGCCUUGGGUCUUUGACUCCUGCAAUAUCACACAAACUGUAUAGGCCUGGAUAUUUCACUGUGGUCACAGACAACCACAUUAUCACAGGAAUUGUACAGACAACCACCACUAACAGUUUGCAAGGACAGUGGGACAUUCAAGACUUGUUCAUGGACUUCUGCUGUGGUGGAUGGAUUGAUUCUAGGUUCAAGACUUGUUCAUGGACUUCUGCUGUGGUGGAUGGAUUGAUUCUAGGUUCAAGACUUGUUCAUGGACUUCUGCUGUGGUGGAUGGAUUGAUUAACGGUCCAAGUGAAGAGCUAUAGAUGCAGAGGAGCUGUGGAGUAAAACAGUUGAAUCGCUAAAUGGUAGACUGUGUCUUCGAUAUAAUCCAAUUUGUUCAUGUCAAAUUGUAAGUAUGUCUUCCCUAGAAAUCAAAAGAUUUCUCCAAUAAAAGUACAUUUACAUUUUUAUCUC
Oncorhynchus nerka (sockeye salmon) is the source of this 2857-nucleotide messenger RNA. Its product is annotated as paired box protein Pax-6. The record is from RefSeq and is a predicted model, not a curated record. Gene Ontology annotation, molecular function: RNA polymerase II cis-regulatory region sequence-specific DNA binding; DNA-binding transcription factor activity, RNA polymerase II-specific. NCBI's taxonomy places the organism in Eukaryota, Metazoa, Chordata, Actinopteri, Salmoniformes, Salmonidae. The transcript is spliced from 15 exons. Gene Ontology annotation, biological process: regulation of transcription by RNA polymerase II; anatomical structure development. The coding region runs from base 409 to 1743 and encodes 444 amino acids.